GGGAAAUAAAUCAAUAUGGCGGACGAAGAGAGUUUAUAUUUGGAUAACUUGGACGAAUUUAUUAACGAUCAAGACAAAGUUGUAACCUAUAAAUGGCUCAGUCGAACUUUAUCUGUCGCAUCCAACACUGCAAAACAGAUGCUUUAUGCUUUUUUAUUAAAAGAAAGAGCAAAGAAGAGCAAUAGUUUGACAGCGACCUAUUUAGUUGGAGGAAGGUGUAAGGUUGAUGAUCAAUUGGUUCACCAAUAUGUUUUAACUAGUGAUCACAAGCUUGAAGAAACCAAAAAGCAGUUUGAAUGCGUAACCUCUGUACAUGUAUACAGCCUUCAAAAGAAAACCCCAAAGGACAUUAACACCCUUUAUACUGUUGAUUAUGAAAUUCAACAAGAACACAAAGAUGAACCCAACAAAUGGAGUCAUAUUUAUUGCAAAGAAGCAACAAAACGUAGUGACGGAGGAGCAAACCGAGGAACCUCCCACAGCAAACCAGGCAAAGAAAAUGCAGUUCCAAAACCUGAGAUGACCAAUGGAUUAGGUUCUUCAAGUUCAAUGACAGAUAAACCUAAACCCAAACCAUCAAACCAAAGAUCAAAGAAAGGACAACUUCCAAACAUGGGAAUGUUUGCUGUUAAGACAGACAAAAAACCUGAACAACAAAAACCUGAUGAACCAGUUAGUAAUGCUGUUUCAAACAAGAAGGAAAAACCAGCUAAACCAGCUGAGAAAUCAAAGCCAAGUGGAAUGAUGUCAUUCUUUGGAAAACAAAUAUCAGAACCAACUAAGAGCAAAUCUGAACCCAAAGAAGAGCCAAAAGAAAAACCAAAAGAAAAACCUAUAGAAAAAGUAGAAGAGUCAAAAGAAGAAUCAGAAGAAAAAUCAGAAGAAAAGCAAUCUGACCACACCAAAGAUAUCAAAGAAACCUCAGAAAACAAACAAAAAUCUAACAAACCUACAAAACAAACCAGAAAAAGAAUAAAAAAUUUGUCAUCAUCAGAUGAGGAAGAGGAUCCUGUUCCAAAAAGCUUUAAGAAAUUGGUGUCUGAUUCUGAAUCAGAAGAGGAAAUUAAGCCCAGAAGGUCAAAAUCAAAGAGUAAAAAGGAAAAGGAAAAAGAAGUUGUAAACAAAAAGACAACCAAAAGAGAGACAACAAAGAACAGCAAAGAAGCUACACAAGAUGAAGCCAAAGACAAGACAACCAAAACAAACCGUAAGAGGAAAAAAGAAGAGAAGGAAGAGAGCAGUGAAGAAGAUUCCAUCAAUUCAAAAAGUGACCACAGUACUGUUGUAAGUGAAACACCUAAUCCCAGCCAAAAACCAGUUGAUAAUUCAACAAAGAGAAGAAAGAGAAGGAAGGUCAUGAAGUCAAAAACCUAUGUAGAUGAUGAUGGCUUUAUGGUCACAGAGAAGGUAUAUGAGAGCGAAUCAACUGAUGCAAGUGAUGAAGAAGAAAUUAUGGAAGUUAAACAAGACCCACUUCCUGUACCUCACACUAUUAAGGGUACCAGCCCAGACUCAAAACCAAACAAACAAAUGGACCUAAAACCAGUUAAACAAGCUUCUUUGAUGAGCUUCUUUAAGAAAAACUUUAACUUUCCCAUGAACGAAGCUUCUCUUCUAAGCCGACAGCUACAGAACUUGAACGAACCAAUGGAUUUUAAACAUUUUCAAGGCUUGUACUACGCUAACCAAGCUGCAGUCCCCACAGCCCCUCCAGCCCAUACUGUACCACAACAGUCUCUUGAUGAUGGAUGGAUGAACUCUUUCAAUCAAGCCGAUCUUCUAGAUACCACUUCGAUGUUUGGCAAUGAUUACGAUAUUAGCCAAAUGCAAGACGGCACAACCUCUGACUAUGAUUCUGAUGUAACUGAGAUAUUCGAUGGAAUCGUCGAAGAAAAGAAACCAGAGCUUUCUUCGACAAAGAAAGUAAUGGACUUCCAACCCGAAGGUGAAACUCUUGGCUUGUCAGAUGAUCAACUUGCAAAGCUGAUAGGGAAUAUUCUUAACGGAGGUGGAAACCAGAUUCCUGAUCUGUCAUUCUUGAAUGACUUUACAGAACUGGAAGAAGUCAAGAAAGUCCUGAACACCAGUCAACAACAGCAACCUUUCCAAACCCCUUUACAGGCAUUUCAACAGAGCCCUCAGCAGACUUUCUCAAAUCCCAAGGUUGAAGAAAUGGUGAGCCACCAGCGUGCCUUGAGUCCUGCUUCAGUGACUGAAACUGCCUACAGUCCAUGCUCAAGCACUGACGAAGGAAUCGAAAGUGACUUUCAUAGUGACAGUUUGAGCAUGUGUAGUGGAGGGUCCCCAAUGCCUAAUCCAUGCAGCCCUCUAUCUGACGACAACUGUAAACAGAACAUCUUGACGCAAGUGGUUCCUAAUGUGCUAACCCAACAAACUGGAACUACAGGAAGAAGAAAGCGAGGGCCCAAGCCACCAGCCAAGUACAAUGGAAAUGGACCGAUUCAACUCUGGCAGUUUCUGCUUGAGCUUUUGCUUGACACCAARCAAAAAGGCCUGAUCAAGUGGACCCAUGAUGAAAGAUUCGAGUUCAAACUUUUGAACCCAAACCUCAUUGCUACGAUGUGGGGCAAGAGAAAGAACAAGCCCAGCAUGAACUACGAAAAGCUGAGCCGAGGACUCCGAUACUACUAUGACAAACAUAUUAUUGAUAAAGUCCAUGGCAAGAGGUAUGUGUACCAGUUUGUGUGCGACAUUGAAAAGAUCUUGGGUUAUGACCCAACAGAGCAGAAGUCAGAUGAGAAGGUGGAAGAUGCUGUCUGUGGUGAGUCUGAAACUACUUCAGAUUCCCAAGACUUUAUCACUGACCACAGCCCAGAGAGUCUUGAUUCUGGGAUAACCGAUUGGCCUGAUUUCACGGCCUACUUUAACCAGUCAUAAUCUCUCUGCUAUUUUUGUUGAUAACCCCCCACAGUUGUGAAGUUAUUCUCUACUUGCUGUUGAUGAUCCAUGGUAUUAAUAUAUGAUUUUUUUUUUUGUAUUUUUUUUCUUAGUUGUAUUUAUGACAUUUGAAUUUUUUUGUAGCAAUCUUAUCUUUUCUAAAGAUUUUUAGUUCAUUAUUGAUAGUUUUUGGCUCAUCAACAGCAACUGAGUAUGACGAAAAGUAGCUUGCAUCAAGCGAUGGUCUUACGUGACCAUAUUAUCCAUCAUUCUCAAGUAUUCAGAAAGUCUCCCAACAAUUUUUAGCCCAAAAAAAUAACUUCAAAAUUUAAAAACGUUUCUCAUGAUUUGAUAAUUGUCGUUUUUUUCACAUCAAUAUGCUUUCUUCAUGCUUGGGAAUGUUUUUUUGGAGAAGUGACAUACAAUGUAUGUCCUUCUCUAAAAUGUUACCCUUUUUUCAUGACCUUGAAGAGUUCCACUAAGAAAUUUAUGUAGUUAAAAACCUUGGAACUGGUUUCAAGCAUAAGCUGAGUUUUUGUAGAUAGGUUUGCAGUUACUGCAUCCUAUUAUUGAUAGUUUAUACUCAAUGUUGAGUAUUAUAGCUGAUAGUUAGAAGAAGAAAAAAAAAAGAAAAAUAUGUAUUAAAAAAAAAGGAUUUAAAAAAUUUAGAUCAUAUUGGUCUUCACCUUACCCAUUAUAUGGGUGCCUAUUGCAAACACAUUAAUACAAAGUUAUAUAAAAGGUACAGUAUGUACCAGCUUAUCAUGGUUUAUUACCAGUAUGUAUGUAUAUGUUUCCAGUAUAUCUGUGCUAAAAAGUUGUAGAUUUUACAGUUGUAAAAUUAGAGUUGAAACAUUUUAAGAAACAGAUUAUAUGGUUGUUAGCAUUCAGGUAGCAUCACGUAUGUUGUAAAACUUAGGAUUGAAGCUACAAAUAAAAAUGUUAUAAAGUGUAAA
Molecule: messenger RNA, 3854 nt
Organism: Actinia tenebrosa (Australian red waratah sea anemone)
Lineage: Eukaryota; Metazoa; Cnidaria; Anthozoa; Actiniaria; Actiniidae
Biological process (GO): nucleotide-excision repair, DNA gap filling; DNA synthesis involved in UV-damage excision repair; DNA strand elongation involved in DNA replication
Cellular component (GO): delta DNA polymerase complex; nucleus
Molecular function (GO): DNA-directed DNA polymerase activity
Source: RefSeq, a predicted model, not a curated record